This is a messenger RNA of Annulohypoxylon maeteangense, 2286 nucleotides long. RefSeq lists its product as uncharacterized. The record is from RefSeq and is a predicted model, not a curated record. The transcript has a single exon. Lineage: Eukaryota; Fungi; Ascomycota; Sordariomycetes; Xylariales; Hypoxylaceae. The coding region runs from base 224 to 2272 and encodes 682 amino acids.
AAGAAACUGCCCCCUAGCCACUUUGACCACUUUGAUCAUUCUGACGAUGCUGCCUCGAGGCCUCAUGAUACGAACGUAACAUACGUCCCAUGACUGAGUUGAUAUCUUCAUCUACCGGUUGGGCAUAGGCGAGAAGUAAAGUCGUAAGACAGGCUACUGCUCUGGGUUUUGUCUUUAGGACGUCUAUCGAUAUCCUUAGGUGUUUUGGAGGGAUAAAAGAGUUAUGACGGGGAACUGGACAGCACCAGCUCCCCACGGGAGCACUGGGACAAGUCAAGUAAGCAACACCAAAUACGCCUUCAACAAUAACAACAACACUCACAUCACAAACCAGCUAGCCAAACACCCAGGCCCCCCCUACGCCUCAACCAACGCCAUCGUAGGCGGCGAGCCAACCCCCUCAAUCGACGACCCCAUCGCCGCCGUCCUGCUCCUGCUCUUCCUCCUCUCCGCCUUCGCACACCUAGCCAUCCUCAGAAUCAACAAACAGCGGAACCUAAAAUUCGUCUUCUCAGGAAUGCUAUUCGCUCUAUGUUUCCUCCGAGGCGUCUCACUAGCCGCGCGCAUGGUCUGGGCCUCGUACCCGAAGGCGGUGAACGCCGUGAUAGCGGCCAGCGUCAUGACGCAGUGCGGCUCCGUGCUGAUCUUCAUCAUCAACUUGUUCUUCACCCAGCGCGUUCUCCGCGCUUACCACCCGCGUCUGGGCUGGAGUCGGGCCGCUGGUGUGGUUGUCUGGUUUUUGAUCAUCUGUGUGCUGUGCUGUCUCGUUAUGGCUAUUGUGACGACUAUCCACAGUUUCUUCACUCUGGACCGAGCUUCGCGCAGAGCAGACCGUGCCGUUCAGCUCUUCGCUGGCUCGUAUCUUGCGUGCUUGGCUUUUCUGCCCGUGCCUAUAGUCGCGCUCGCCGCCGCUACGCACCCGCGGCGCUUUCACGUCGAGAAAUUCGGUUACGGACGAUGGCGUGCGAAGAUUGGACUCUUGGUAUUCGCGGCACUAGUUGCUACGCUAGGAGCCGCGUUUCGAGUGGGUGUGAAUUUCGACGGCAGGCCUGGCAGGGCGCCGGCAUGGUUCCACAGUCGAGCGUGCUACUACGGGUUCAACUUCGUGACGGACCUAGUAGUAUCGACAGCGUACCUCCUAGCACGAUUCGACCGACGCUUCAUCGUGCCGGACGGGGCGCGCGGACCAGGGGAAUACUCCCCUAUUAUCCCAUCAACACACUCAAACAGCAGCCAUCUUGAGGGCAAGCUACCCCUAAUGGGAACCAGCAAGCCCGUAAUAAUGCUUCGCCAACCCUCCAGUCCCUCUGUCCCACCCAGCCCCCCGUUUCUCCCACACACGAUAACAAUGACAGCAAAAAUGCCCUCCUCAUCCUCAUCCUCACAACAACACCUCAUCGAGUCCUUCACCGACACCACGAACACCGCCGUGCAAAACACACCAACCACCAACCUCAGCCUAAACCGUAAAGACAAAACACUGCACCUAACACUGAAAUACCACACCCACAACCACUCCUACACACACUUGCACUCGUACCCCCACCACCAUUCCCACAGCCACCACCACAACACCACCAAACCACGCCCAAAAAGCGCCCUAAAAAACACAUCCAACCCCCGGCCCAACCUCAAAUCCCGCACCCGCACCCGGCGCGCCGCCCUCCUGCGGAUGCGCAUAAACAGCGAAGCCGACGUCUACGGGCCAGACAUCUCAGCGCUAAACCCGUUAAUGAGCACGCCCGCAACGCAUUCCCCGUGCGGGUCGCGCGAAGCACUAGUCCCCUGCCACUCACACUCCCACACGCACACACACGCCUACACGCCCAACAGCGGGUUGCGUGCGCCCGCAGCGGUGCAUUUCGUCGGACCACCGAUCCUGCCGGAUCUAGAUCUCGAUCUGGAGUUGCUGAGCGCGACGUUGCCGUGGCCGUUGGAUAGUUGGGGGUAUGACGUGCGGCGGAGUUCGCGGGGUGGGAGUACGAGUGGAAGUGGGAGUGGGAGUGGAAGUGGAAGUAAUAGUAGUAGUAGUGCGGCUCUUAUGAGCGGGACGGAGGAUAGUGGGACGAGUAAUAGCGAUAGUAGUAAUAGUAGUACUGAUAGGAGUGCGAGUAGUAAUAGCACGGGAGGAAGCAGCGGUGGACAAGGACAGGUACAAGGGGAAAGAGAAAGCGCGGAGGCUGUAGAAGUCGAAGAAGGAACUAAUAGUGGGAAGAGUAGUGGGGGUGGGAGUCAGCGAUCGAUGCGGUCGUGGCGGUCGAGGACUAUGUAGGUACUCUAGGUACU